AUGACAACCUCCCCUCAAUUCGAUAGCCAGAGAGCCGUAGUGGCGCUGCUCAACCAAGCAUCCACCGUCCAUCGCCUCUCCAUCCUCGACCAUCUGGUAGACACUAAAUCGUCGCCUUUUCAACUCGUAGCCGAACGCUCGCUCUGCCUAUCCCUCCCGGAGGACGACGACCUACUACGAUCGCUGCUCGCACACGAGAUCUCGACGCAGGGAGAAGCAGAAACGCUCGUUCGGUGGGCACUCAAGUUCACGGCUGCCACGAGCUUCUUCAUCGUCCUCGAGAUGAAGCACGCAACUCAGGAUUCGGCCGUCGAAGUCUUGCUGCGUGACUUUGCACCAAAUCUGUGGGAAACAUACGGUCAGGACGAGAUCUACGUGUCGCCGGACUGUGCUACUGCUGAAAUGCAGAUCGAGCUUCUCUUCCCGCACGGGCUCGACAGCGAUACCACGGCUGUGACCGACUCGACUCACACCCUUUCCCUUGCCUCUCCCGUCGAGCACGCGCCACCGAUGGUCCCCAACGCAUCCUCGUCCAGCGCCGCCGAAAGCGCAUUUAGCUACACCUCUGCCGCAUCCACCUCCACGGCCGCUACGUCCGUUCGACCUCAAAGCCGGGCCUCUUCUGCUCACCCUACCUUCAAAGCCAGACCCAUCCCCACAACCGUCAAGAGUGCGCCGUCGAUCCAGCCCCGAUUGAGCAAAGCAGCAGCACUGCGCAUGGGUGUCCAGCUACCGGACUCCCCUGCUCGCGUUGCUUCUCGAAACGUCAGUCCGACCAAAGAUUCUGCUAGUGUGGGCAUUUCUGGCGUGGUCAAGCGGCCAGUGGCACCACCUGUCUCGCUCAAGGCGCCGAGCAUCGCUCCUCGUCUCAACAAGGCUGCCAUGGCUCGGCAAGGUGGACCAUCAGCCGCUGCUCCCGAACUCGCAGGUAGACCAGCUUCAGCAGCAGCGGGUGCCACUAGACACGCCUUCCCAACAACUCUUUCGACGAGUGCAGAUGCCGCACCUCGCAAACAGGUGGAUUUCUCCAACACUCCGGGUCACAAACGUCACUCACUCAUCGGUAAGACUACAAUCGCGUCCAUCGCCCCCCCCACCAUCGCUCCGCGUCAGAACAGGGCCAGCAUGAGUCGGAUCCAGCCGCAAACUCUAGCCACCGCUUCUUCUCGACCGACCUCUAGGGAUGCUGCUUCUGCUCCUCCAUCGUCGUUCAAAGGCGCAUCCCUUGCACGUCGAUCAUCCGUCUCCACCCCGCAAAGUGCAGCGCAUCGCGAUCGCGCACCUGUCGACUUUACCGCCACACCAGGUCACAAACGCACCAGCCUGAGCCUAUCCAUCCCGUCCCUCGCAGCGCCGUCGCUAGCACCUCGGCAGAACCGAGCCUCGCUGGCGCGCACCCAGCAGCCUUCCGGAACUGCUUCGCCGCGGCUGACGGAAAAGUCUCCGGCUGUGAAGGCGACGGAUUUCACCGCUGUCGCGGGGCACAAGCGGUCGUCGUUGAGCUUUUCGUUGUCGAGUCUGAGGGCGCCGUCGAUCGAGCCGAGGUUGAAUAGAGCUGCGGGUGUUAGGAUGGGUAUGGGCAAGGGUGCUGCUGGUCAGUGA
Messenger RNA from Pseudozyma hubeiensis SY62, 1602 nucleotides. RefSeq lists its product as hypothetical. NCBI's taxonomy places the organism in Eukaryota, Fungi, Basidiomycota, Ustilaginomycetes, Ustilaginales, Ustilaginaceae. The record is from RefSeq and is a predicted model, not a curated record. The transcript has a single exon. Bases 1 to 1602 code for a protein of 533 amino acids.